Molecule: messenger RNA, 5643 nt
Organism: Prinia subflava (tawny-flanked prinia)
Lineage: Eukaryota; Metazoa; Chordata; Aves; Passeriformes; Cisticolidae
Gene: ERC2
Product: ELKS/RAB6-interacting/CAST family member 2
Exons: 17
Coding region: 2656-5643 (995 amino acids)
Biological process (GO): neuromuscular synaptic transmission; regulation of synaptic plasticity; maintenance of presynaptic active zone structure
Cellular component (GO): cytoskeleton of presynaptic active zone
Molecular function (GO): structural constituent of presynaptic active zone
Source: RefSeq, a predicted model, not a curated record
AACUUUCAUCAGCUGCACAAAAGUCAGCCUUAAGGACACAAUCGCUAUUAUCCUACCCGUUGGAUUCCAGUGUUGUCUUGAACUCAAGGAAUGACUAUUAUUGAAGGGUUUGGAUUAUGUGACCCUGAGGUUCUUUGCAUGGAUGUUGUUUCUACUAAUACAAUAAGUAGAUUAGCUGUAAAAUUCUGGUUACUUUUUUCCCCUUCUCUUGAACUGCACAUUUUUCUAGCAAGCCUUUUGAGUACAAUUUAGCAAAAUAUUUUUUCCCAGAAAUCUCUCCAAUGGUUUUAUACAUGGUUGGUAUAUUCUGUUCUUUGGCACUGAUAAUGCUGACAGUCCCCUGUAGAGGGUCUGCUGCUCUGAGAUGGGCUGUGAUGAACUCUGCUAUCAAGUUUAUUGAAUGAUAGCAAGCUUAAUUCAUUGCAGUGUUGUUGCAGCCUUAUGACAACUCUGUCUUCCCACAGUGAUUGUUCCGUGGAAAGAAGAUUCUUAGGUUACUGGUCCUCUGUGAGGAUGCCUCUGGCUUUUGCUGGCUAUCACAAGGCCCUCAGUCUUUGCCAGUGAGUGAGUCACAAAAAGAUAAGGCAGAACCUGAUGUUCCUGGCCUUUUCAUAUAGACAGGAAUGGUGUGACAUGUUUAAAAAACUGUGAGCAGCUGACACUACUUAGAACAAAAGUCCUGUCAUCAUUAAGAGUACUGAGAAAGAAUUGGAUUUAGCAAUAUUGAGACAGGUCUGUAAGAGAUUCUUAUUUCACACUGAAUCCAAAUUAAAGGCUAAGCUGAAAAUGGGCACUUCUUGUGCUCUGAAGCAUUCAGUGUAGUGACCCACAUUUUGUAGUGCUCAUCCAUUUUCUUACAGAUGCAGACUUGCAAACUUUUGGGGAAUACUUUGUUUGCUUUUCAGGUCAAGUGAAAUUAUUUGUAUACGAAACCAUGUCCCUUCUUGUCAAUUUCUCCAGGAACAGAUUUUCUCUGUAUUUUUCAUGGUUUUGAACAGAAAUGUCUUCAAAUAAAUUUGCAGGUUCAAAAGCAAUUGAAGUUUGCAUUUUAAUCAUGGUUAUUCCAUUACUUUGAACUCAGAAAAAGUAUUUGCCCUCUAUUGCAAUUAUAUCUGAGGUAGGUGGGUAGAGUGAGUCCCUUUCUUGGGGAAAUACAAACUCUUGCUGGGAAUGGCAUUCUAGCAUCUCCAAAUAAACAUCUCUGACAGCCAAGUAUUUCCAUGGGCUUUGGAUAAUUCAGAUACAGCAAAAAAGGGAUUAUGCUAAUUUUAAACCUGUUUGGUUGAAAUCAAUUUGGUUUGACAUAGCUUUUAACAGUAAUUCCAUAGAAGUUGUUCUUCUCAAUAAUGUUUAAUAGUGGCAUUUAUAGGUGCAUAUGUGGGCAAGAGAGAAGUAAAAUUGAGAUUAUAUUAAAGCUACUACAGGUCUAUAGUGGUUCUUAAAAUCAAUGUGACUGCAAGAAAAUCAAGAGAAGACAUUAAACAUAUUUGUGGAAUUUUGUGUAGGGUAGAGUCUGAAGGUGCAUUGAAGCUGAAGACCGACGUUGAUCACUUAUGAUUGUAUACAGAGUGAUCCAAACAAGCAACAACAACAACAACAACAACAAAAAAAAAAAAAAAAAAAAGGGGGGGGGGAAAUAGGAGAGGAACAAACCCUCUGUAUUUAGGAUGAGAAGCCAGUGGUGUUUAUAAAAGUUUCUCUCACUACCCUUAAUAAAAACAAUAAAAUACCAGGAAUAAUUUUUAAUGCAGUUUGCAUUUUUUUUAUGAAAAAGGCUUUCAGGCUUUGCAUAGCAGCCAAUCUGUGGGGCUUUUCCCCCUGCAUACUACUUUUGAAAAAAAUACAAAUAAAUAUGGAUGUCAUCUUAACUUCUUUUACACUUAAGCCAAAACACAGACUCAGAUUUCUGGGUUUUUUUCUGUUGAUGCAAAUGAAGGCAUAUAGCAAUGCAUUUUUAGAUAUCAUGCUCUGAAGCACCUGCCUUUGAACGUUUCUGGCCUUUGGUGAACAGGGACGAGAAAGCAAUUUAGCCUCUGCAGUUUUACGCAGACACAGGUGUAUUUUUAGGCUGUUUCACAAUGAGUAACACACUUGCAGCCCUUCUCUGGGUGGGGACUGGAACCUGCGGGCAGGCGAUGAAUGGCCAGCGCCAGACGCUCGCAGCAAUCACGGGCUGCGGUGCGUGUGCCGCCGCUGCUGCCCCCGGCGGCUCCGAGCCGCGCCGCUGGAGCGGGGCUCCUCGGGAAUGCUGGGAAUGUUGAGUCAGGGACUGGCAACCCAGACAGCCGGGCUCGCAGCUGACUGAGGGACACUCGCUGAGGGGCGGAAAGGCGAGGGACAGGGGCACACGAGCCUCCCCUGAUUGCAGCAGGUUCCUUCUCUUACCCCUCGCAGGUAUUCCGCGGCUCCGGCGCUCCCUGCUGCCUCCUUCCUCCGCGCAAAUGGGAUGCCGGCUAAACGUGAUGUUGUAAAAUCCGCGUGAGGACGAAAGGCAGAUGCAAUGAUUUGAAAGGUCUGCCUUUGGAGGAAAACCAGAUUUUACCUACAGGAAGAAUGCAGUGAAACUGCUGGUAUUUCUAGCUGGAAUUAUAAAUUUAAUACUCAACUUUAGUGUUACUAGUUUCUUAGUAAGUAGUACCUCAAAGUAGAAGAAAAAUGUAUGGAAGUGCAAGAACAAUCGGCAACUUGGAAGGAAGUCCCUCCAGGUCUCCCCGCUUGCCAAGGUCCCCUCGCCUGGGUCACAGGAGAACCAGCAGUGGGGGAGGAGGAGGGACGGGGAAGACGCUGUCCAUGGAGAACAUCCAGUCCCUUAACGCAGCCUAUGCAACCUCUGGACCAAUGUACCUGAGUGACCACGAGGGUGUAGCUUCUACGACUUUCCCAAAGGGCACAAUGACUCUUGGAAGGGCUACAAAUCGAGCUGUGUAUGGUGGCCGAGUCACAGCCAUGGGGAGCAGCCCCAAUAUUGCUUCUGCUGGACUGUCACACACAGAUGUCCUUUCUUACACUGACCAGCACGGAGGGCUGACCACAUCCUCACACCACCACCACCACCAGGUUCCUUCCAUGCUGAGACAAGUUAGGGAUAGCACCAUGUUAGAUCUGCAGGCUCAGCUUAAGGAUCUACAGAGGGAGAAUGACCUUCUCAGAAAAGAACUAGACAUUAAGGACAGCAAGCUGGGGUCCUCUAUGAACAGCAUCAAAACUUUCUGGAGUCCUGAACUAAAGAAAGAGAGAGUAUUGAGGAAAGAAGAAGCAGCCAGAAUGUCUGUUCUUAAAGAACAGAUGAGAGUUUCCCAUGAAGAAAAUCAGCAUCUGCAAAUGACAAUCCAGGCACUUCAAGAUGAGCUUAGAACCCAGAGAGACCUUAACCAUCUUCUCCAGCAAGAAAGUGGGAACCGAGGGGCUGAGCAUUUUACCAUUGAGCUCACAGAGGAGAAUUUUCGAAGACUUCAGGCAGAACAUGACAGACAAGCUAAAGAGCUCUUCCUGCUGCGAAAAACUCUAGAAGAAAUGGAGCUUAGGAUUGAAACACAGAAGCAAACACUAAACGCCAGAGAUGAAUCAAUAAAAAAGCUUUUAGAAAUGUUGCAAAGUAAAGGUUUGCCUUCUAAAGGAAUGGAAGAUGACAAUGAGAGAACUCGAAGGAUGGCAGAGGCUGAAUCUCAGGUUAAUCAUUUAGAAGUUAUUUUAGAUCAGAAGGAGAAGGAAAACAUGCAUCUCAGAGAGGAAUUGCAUAGAAGAACCCAACUUCAGCCUGAGCCAGCAAAGACAAAGGCUCUGCAAACAGUCAUCGAAAUGAAGGAUACAAAAAUAGCUUCACUAGAGCGCAAUAUAAGAGAUCUUGAAGAUGAAAUACAGAUGUUAAAGACAAAUGGAGUUCUGAAUACAGAGGACCGAGAAGAAGAAAUCAAACAAAUAGAAGUUUACAAGAGUCACUCAAAGUUCAUGAAAAAUAAGAUUGAUCAACUGAAACAAGAACUCUCAAAGAAAGAAUCAGAACUUCUUGCCUUACAAACGAAGCUUGAAACCCUUAGCAAUCAGAAUUCAGAUUGCAAGCAACACAUUGAAGUGCUUAAAGAGUCCCUUACUGCCAAAGAACAGAGAGCUGCCAUACUUCAGACAGAGGUUGAUGCCUUGCGGUUACGACUGGAAGAAAAAGAAACCUUUCUGAAUAAAAAAACAAAACAACUUCAAGACCUCACAGAAGAGAAAGGAACCCUUGCUGGGGAAAUUCGAGAUAUGAAAGACAUGUUGGAAGUAAAAGAAAGAAAAAUUAAUGUCCUUCAGAAAAAGAUUGAAAAUCUCCAGGAGCAACUUAGGGACAAAGACAAACAACUAACUAAUCUAAAAGACAGGGUGAAGUCACUGCAGACGGAUUCCAGUAAUACAGACACAGCACUAGCAACCUUAGAGGAAGCUCUAUCAGAAAAGGAAAGAAUAAUAGAGCGUCUGAAGGAGCAAAGGGAUCGAGAUGACAGAGAAAGACUUGAAGAAAUUGAAUCUUAUAAAAAAGAAAACAAGGACCUGAAGGAGAAAGUUAAUGCUUUACAAGCUGAACUGACAGAAAAAGAGUCUAGUUUAAUCGAUCUCAAAGAACAUGCAUCUUCAUUGGCAUCAGCAGGGCUGAAAAGAGACUCCAAACUUAAGUCUUUAGAAAUAGCCAUAGAACAAAAGAAAGAAGAGUGUAGUAAGUUGGAAGCACAGUUGAAAAAGGCUCAUGAAGCUGAAGAGGAGGCACGGAUGAAUCCAGAAUUUGCAGACAGAAUGAAACAACUUGACAAAGAGGCAUCGUACUAUAGAGAAGAAUGUGGUAAAGCCCAGGCUGAGGUUGACAGACUUCUAGAAAUACUCAAGGAAGUAGAGAAUGAGAAGAAUGACAAAGAUAAGAAAAUCGCUGAGUUAGAAAGACAUAUGAAGGACCAAAACAAGAAGGUUGCCAAUCUGAAGCACAAUCAGCAAUUAGAGAAAAAGAAGAAUGCACAGCUAUUGGAAGAAGUUCGUAGGCGAGAGGACAACAUGACUGACAACUCUCAACAUUUACAAGUAGAAGAGCUGAUGAAUGCACUGGAAAAGACUAGACAAGAAUUAGAUUCUACGAAAGCCCGUCUUGCCUCAACACAGCAGUCUUUGGCUGAAAAAGAAGCUCAUCUGGCAAACCUGAGAAUAGAGCAAAGGAAACAGCUUGAAGAAAUUCUAGAAAUGAAACAGGAAGCUUUGCUUGCUGCAAUUAGUGAAAAAGAUGCAAAUAUUGCCUUGCUUGAGCUGUCUGCUUCAAAGAAAAAGAAGACUCAAGAUGAAGUAAUGGCUCUUAAACGAGAGAAGGACAGAUUAGUACAUCAGUUAAAACAGCAGACACAAAACAGAAUGAAGCUGAUGGCAGAUAACUAUGAUGAUGACCAUCACCACUACCACCACCAUCACCACCACCAUCACCAUCGAUCUCCUGGGAGGACACAACACAACCACAGGCCCUCUCCGGAUCAGAAAGAGGAGAAGGGAAUUAAGGACUGGCUGUCUUGGUUUGGUUCUGUUUCUGAUGAACAGAGGGCUUUCCAAGCGUGCAGAAGCAAGAAGGGAGGGUCCAGACGCAGCGAGAACAGGAACGGGUUUAUUAACACAACCAGGAACCAGACGAUCUGA